CUAUUAUUUAUUUAUUAGUCAUAUUUUCUCUCUUCAGCCGUCUAGCUUUUGUCAAAAAGAAGAGUCUGAGUGACUAUCGCUCUAUUCCGAGCUCAUUGUUCAUACCGAGCGCGUGAAACCAAAUUGGCAAUCUUUGAUUCACUUUCUCACACAACAUUACAUUCGAUCUCAUUUUCAUACUUCAAUUCAUACUGUCACAGUGAAACCACAAGCGCAACGCCAUGGACGCUUUGAGGAAACAAGCUAGCAAGCUAAGAGAGCAAGUUGCCAAACAACAACAGGCUGUAAUUAAACAGUUCAGCGGUAGCGGUUAUGAGAGUUCAGAUGUCGUGGUCAUUGAUGAGGUUGAAAUGCAGAGACAUCAACAUAUGGAUAAACUAUACAGAGCCACCCGUGCUGGGAGGGACUUCCAAAAAGAAAUUGUUAAAGCAGCAGAAACAUUCACAGCUAUAGGUUAUAAGCAUAUUGAAACAGGAACAAAACUUUCUGAGGAGUGCUGUAGAUAUGGAGCAGAGAACAACAGUGACAACAUAUUGGCUAAGGCUGCAUCAGUAUAUGGUGAUGCUCGGAAACAUGUAGAAAAGGAGCACGAAGAAUUGUAUCGGCUUUUAUCUUCCCAGGUUUUAGAUCCUUUGAGACAAAUGAUCAAUGGUGCACCUUUGGAGGAUGCACGCCAUCUUGCUCAACGGUAUAGUCGGAUGAGACAUGAAGCAGAGACACAUAAAGAAGAGAUUUCUAGAAGACAGGCACGGGUUAGAGAAUCUCCAACUGCUGAGCAGGUUGCCAAACUGCAUGCUGCAGAAGCAAAGAUGCAGGAGCUGAAAGCAAACAUGGCAGUUCUAGGUAAAGAAGCUUCGGCUGCAUUGGCUGCAGUUGAUGCACAACAGCAGAGACUAACUUUUCAAAGGCUCGUUGAUAUGGUUGAAUCAGAGAAGACUUUUCAUUUAAGAGUUGCAGCUAUUCUUGGUGAAAUUGAAACUGAGAUUGUCUCUGACAGACAGAAGAAAGAAUCUGCCCCUCCAGUGGUCAUCUCCCAGAAUGGCUCAGAGAAAACAAUGUACUUCCUUGCUGAGGCAAUGCAUCCUUACUAUGCUGAAUCAGAAAAGGAACUGAGCUUUUCAAAGGGAGACUUUGUUGUCGUGAGAAAGGUGAGCACAACAGGGUGGUCAGAAGGAGAAUGCAAUGGUAAAGCAGGGUGGUUCCCUUCCGGCUAUGUGGAAAAACGGCAGAGAAUCCCCUCUAGCAACUUCGCCGGUGAAGUUUACUAGGUUCUGCUACUCUGGUGCUAUUCAUUCUUUGCUUUGUCUUCCUUAUUUGGUUUUGCAUUGCAUAUUCAAAGAGAGGAUGGUGGAAUUGAUGGAAGAUGUUACCUCUUGUUAUCACAAAAUGAAAAGGAAGAAAAAGUCGUGAAGCUUUAGGGUAACUUGCAUGUAGUAUUGUCCUUUUUAAAGGGUGACACUUACAUGAGUUGUAUAAACAGUUUUUCCAUGUUUUACUUUUGGGUCACAUGCACUAUUUUACUUGUAUCUUUUUGUAAUAGAUUGUUGAAAUACAUGUGUUGUUUUUUGUGCUUAUGAUAAUAUGGCUAUUGGUAGAAUGAAGGAUGAUAGAAUUUGGAAGUAA
Cicer arietinum (chickpea) is the source of this 1623-nucleotide messenger RNA. RefSeq names its product SH3 domain-containing protein 3. NCBI's taxonomy places the organism in Eukaryota, Viridiplantae, Streptophyta, Magnoliopsida, Fabales, Fabaceae. Gene Ontology annotation, molecular function: protein binding. The record is from RefSeq and is a predicted model, not a curated record.